CUAAUUUCUUGAUGUUCUAUUUCUAGAUGAAAGACGUGAUUCUUGUGGGAGAUGAUGACUGGUCGAACAUUGAUGACUGCAAAAUAAAGCAGGAGUAUGACAGUGCUGAUGAAGAGGAACUCAUUUGGCGAAAGUAUUCAGCAAUAGAACAACCUAAUACUACUACUUAUCAGACUUCUACUAUUUUUACAACUCCUGUCAUCUGUAGUCAAAGUAGGCCUACUGCGCAUGAGCAGUCAGAACCGAAUGAAACAAUUUUGCAGCACAUUUUGGUGACAGAGCCUCAACCAUUAUGCCCUAUGAGAUCCAUUCUGAAAAACAACAUCAAUCAAGAAGUCAACCGGCCAACUGGCUCCAAUUUCCUACUGAGAGACAGAACGAGCAUCAAAAGAAGGUCCAGAUUGGUGGAAGAAGAAAUGGAAGAAGAACAACAUCUAAGGACAGCAGCACGAAGAAGAAGCAGCAAAAACAAAUCGGAAUCUAUGGAACAAAUGAAGAGAAAAAAACAUCAAAGUAAACCAAAAAUACUUAUCAAAACCGAAUUGGUGAAAGAAGACCAAAUCUGGGUAAAGCCGAAUCCAAAGAGACGGAAGGGAGAGAUGAGACAAAUUCAUCACAACAUUACGGAGAGGAAUCGAAGGCAGGAAAUCGCAUACCUGUUUGACCGCCUGAGACAGACUGUUGACUAUGUGGCACAAGUCAACGACACAGAGUGGCAUCAUCAUCAUAAGCGGAAUAGAAACUGGAGAUCAAAAUUUGCAACACUGAAUAGCGCUGUGAAGUCCAUCAGGAAUCUGGAAGAACAAGGCAAGAGGCUGGAGAGAGAACGGAAUGCGCAGCGGAGAUUGAACACCAAACUAAUGGGACAACGGAAUUUGCUGAGGGAAUCGAACGCCAAACUAAUAAAACAGCUGACGACACAGUCGACGUCGUCAUCAUUCAAAAAUCAUCAUUAUUCUGAUUACAGUAGUGUGGAGGAGGAGGAGGAUGAUGAUGAUGAUGAUGAUGAUGAUGAGGAGGAGGAGGUGGAGGUGGAGGAUUGAGGAGGAGAGGAUGAAGCCAGAACCGAAGAAAAGAAAUACAGUAAUAGAAAGAGAACUGCUAAGGUGCGUACAGAUAUACGCGCCGCGAACAUGAGCAAUUCACUUUUAAUCAGCUGAUGCCAAGCUUUUUAUAUCUGUAUUUUUACAGAAACGGUGAGAUACAGAUAUAAAAAGCUUGGCAUUAGCUGAUUAAAAGUGUAUUGCUCAUGUUCGCGGCGCGUAAAUCUGUACGCACCUUUAGGAGGAGGAAAUGGAAGAGCGUCAAUGCGACAUUCCAACAAGAGAAGGUGGAGGAGGAGGUGGAGAGAAGAAGAAGAAGAAGAAGAUGAUGAUGAUAAAGAUGAUGAUGAGGAAGAAGAAGAAGAAAAAGAAAAAUAAGAAGAAGAAGAUGAUGAAUCAAUUGAGAGGCAUAUUUAUUUAUUUAUUUAUUAGAACAGUCACAAACACGAUAUUUGGAAAGAGAAACAGGCAAUUGCCCAAAACUUCUUCAAUUCCUUGAUUUUGGCACAUAAAUAGUCCAAAGUGAGGUUAAGUUUAAAAUUUCUGUUUUCACCAAAGAUUAACACUCAGAGAAUACGUAUUCGAGAUAUGACUGAUGAAUUUUGAAUUUCGAAGGGUUGAUAAGAGCCGGAAAUAACACUAAACAAUCCGAAAGUUUCAAUAAUAUUGAAAUAAACUUGAAAAUAUUGAGCAGAAAAAUUAAAACAUGAGCAUUAAAAUUAAAAAUUAUGAAGACGAAUAAGAAGAUGAAGAAGCGAGGAGAAGAAGAAGAAGAAGCAGUAGGAGGAGGAGGAGGAGGAGGAGGAGGAGGAGGAGGAGGAGGAGGAGGAGGAGAAGAAGAAGAAGAAGAAGAAGAAGCAGGAGGAGGAGGAGGAGAAGAAGAAGAAGAUGAAGAUGAAUAUGAUGAUAUUGAUGGAGGAAGAAUGUUGGAUAAAUAGUUUGGGGAAAUGAUAGCUGUCAAACCUACGCUUAUUAAUAUUAAGUUUGAAGAAAAUUAUCAUUGUAAUUUAUGCUUAUUACCAGAUGAUGAAUUCAACCAUCAACAUUAUCGACCUAAUAACAGUCCUCAGUAAAAUAAUUAUUUCAAUAAUAUGAAUAUUUUUCACCUGUAAUAUUAGGCUAUAUUUACCAUACAAUACAUUUUACUAUAGUGAGGUCCACGUUAGGACCUCGAUCGGUAUUCGAUUAACAUUGGUGUUGCUAUCCUUGUCUACCAUUCCAAAAAGCAGAUAGCGCUAUCCUUCAUCACCUCCACACUGUUUUUUUCACCACAAAUUUAUCGGGAAGUAGAGCUUGUGAACUCGGGACUCAUUGAAAAAAUCAUAGGGUUUUACAGUAUUUAUAUUUGGGUAAGGUAUAAAAUAUAAUUUAAUAUUUAUACUGAAUUUAUUUGUUUGUAUUCUAGAUACUAAAGCUAGAUUAUGACUGAUUAAUCGACUGAUGAAUUUCUACUACUUUUGUGUGAAAAUACGUAUUUGAAUGAAUGUGGUUUUAAUUUAUUCAUUUGAACAAGAUAAAUUAGUUAUUCAUUUUUAACUAUUUUAAUGACACGACACUACAGUCUAAUUUUUUUGAAUAUUUGUUAUUAAAAUUAAUAAAAACAAUAUGAAAAUUUGUAAUACACUUUAUUUUAAAGUAAUACCAUAGUAGCCCAUUUAAGUGUUUUCGUUUUUAAAACUAUAGUAGGCUAUGGUACUGAGAAGCGCUUUCGAAUUUUUUAAUCCAUUUUCAACACUGUAAUGAUUUAUUUACUGUACUGUUUACUUCUAAAGAUGAACUUUAAUAUGAAUUUUUAUAACAAAUGUGUAUAAUAUCAUUUUAUAAUAUUAUAUUGAAAUCAUGUAAGUUGCAGUAUGAAUAUAGGCUAAUGCAACUAUGACGGUUUAGAAUAAUUUAUAGAAAUAAAUCUGUUGCAUUUAUUAGCAGCUCAAUUGUUGUGAAUAAUAUCAAGCUAAUUGUACAUCUGUUAUGUAAAUUGUUUGUAAUUAAAAAGUGUGUUUUGUACUUUGAAUUUCAA
Nilaparvata lugens (brown planthopper) is the source of this 3060-nucleotide messenger RNA. RefSeq lists its product as uncharacterized. The record is from RefSeq and is a predicted model, not a curated record. NCBI's taxonomy places the organism in Eukaryota, Metazoa, Arthropoda, Insecta, Hemiptera, Delphacidae. The transcript has 5 exons. Gene Ontology annotation, molecular function: protein dimerization activity. Bases 27 to 1043 code for a protein of 338 amino acids.